This is a messenger RNA of Cladophialophora psammophila CBS 110553, 711 nucleotides long. RefSeq lists its product as uncharacterized. The coding region runs from base 1 to 711 and encodes 236 amino acids. The record is from RefSeq and is a predicted model, not a curated record. The transcript has a single exon. NCBI's taxonomy places the organism in Eukaryota, Fungi, Ascomycota, Eurotiomycetes, Chaetothyriales, Herpotrichiellaceae.
AUGGCUCCCUUCCAUAUCGGUGCGCUAGUGUACGACUACCAGGUACUCGAUGUUAUGGGCCCUUUUGAUUUACUCAACUCAUCCGGCAAGACUCUCCUCAAUGCUAUGCAGCAUUAUGUCCCAAUAGACAAAAAAGUCCUCUCCGACGCGCCGGACUUUGUGUUCCAUCACAUUGGCGAGACUCUCGACCCCGUCCACCUGCUCACUAGCUCGGUAACCAUCGUUCCCACUAACACCAUCGACGAUUGUCCCGAAUUGGAUGCCCUUCUCCUCGGCGGUCCCAAUCCCGUAUCAUUCACGCUUUCACCAAAGUACGCUGACUUUAUCCGCCGCCACGUCGCCGCCGGCAAGCUUGUCUUUACGACCUGCACUGGUUCCUUCGUGCUGGCAGCAACCGGGGCCCUUGACGGCCGAACGGCCACAAUCAACAACCAGGAAUUUCACUGGAUAAAGAAGCGCUAUCCCAAUAUCAGCUGGACGAAGGAAAAGAAAUGGGAGAUUGAUGGCAACAUCUGGACAGGGAGUGGUGCAGUGGCGGGAAUGGAUAUGGUUUCCCAUUGGAUCAAGGAGAAUUAUGGCCUGGAUGUGCUUACGCAAGGAGCGAGUGGACUGGAUUACGAGCCGAGGGAUGUGGACGGGGCUUUUGAUACCGUAUUGAAGCAGAGGUAUGAUGCUCGUGGGAAGCGGCUGCCCGCACAUGUAUUUCCGUGA